AUGUUUCCGCAGCUUGCCACAGGUAUGCGCCGCCCUCCCGUCAGGAUGCGAAAUCCCGCGGGUAGCAUCUCCUGCCGUGGGCCUAAUCGGCGACGCCUUUGGGUCGGCAUCAUGGCGAUCCCGGGAUUCCCUCAAUUCCACGCUCUAACGGCCGAGUUCGUGUCCGACCAACUUGGAAGACUCCUUGUACAAUUUCACGCCAAUCAUAUUCAAGUGGUCAACGGGGCUCUUCAAGUCUACUUCUGGCAGAACGCCUAUCUUGCCGUGCCACCGCCUCUAGCCGCUUUUUGCAUCACGAGUCAAAACGGGCAGGGCCUCUGGCAGCCGGUACAGUGGAAUGCCAUGCUCAGCGCCUACAUUCUACCCUGGGGCCCCGUCUACCAUGUCGUAAUCGGCGGCCAGAUCUGGGAGAUUUUCUAUCCCCAGAUGCAGAUGGCUCGUCAAGCGGUUGGACCCGGUAAUCAUAAUGUUCCUGUCUGA
This is a messenger RNA of Schizophyllum commune H4-8, 480 nucleotides long. RefSeq lists its product as uncharacterized. Bases 1 to 480 code for a protein of 159 amino acids. The record is from RefSeq and is a predicted model, not a curated record. The transcript has a single exon. NCBI's taxonomy places the organism in Eukaryota, Fungi, Basidiomycota, Agaricomycetes, Agaricales, Schizophyllaceae.